Molecule: messenger RNA, 824 nt
Organism: Leptonychotes weddellii (Weddell seal)
Lineage: Eukaryota; Metazoa; Chordata; Mammalia; Carnivora; Phocidae
Source: RefSeq, a predicted model, not a curated record
UACCCCCUGCCCCCUGGCUUUAACCCCCUGAUGUCGAAGAAGGAAACUGCGUCUGACACAGAUGUUGUCUUUUUCCUGCAGACCCUAGAAACAAUGGACACGGGGAAGCCGUUCCUUCACGCCUUUUUCAUCGACCUGGAGGGCUGUAUUAAGACCCUCAGAUACUUUGCAGGGUGGGCUGACAAAAUACAGGGCAGGACCAUCCCCACAGAUGACAACGUGGUGUGCUUCACGAGGCAUGAGCCCAUAGGUGUGUGUGGGGCCAUCACUCCUUGGAACUUCCCUCUGCUGAUGCUGGUGUGGAAACUGGCGCCUGCUCUCUGCUGUGGGAACACCAUUGUCAUGAAGCCGGCCGAGCAGACCCCCCUCACUGCCCUUUAUCUGGGCUCUCUGAUCAAAGAGGUUGGAUUCCCUCCAGGAGUGGUCAACAUCGUGCCAGGAUUUGGGCCCACGGUGGGAGCAGCAAUUUCUUCUCACCCUCAGAUCAGCAAGAUCGCCUUUACGGGGUCCACAGAGGUUGGAAAGCUGGUUAAAGAAGCCGCCUCUCGGAGCAAUCUGAAGAGGGUGACACUGGAGCUUGGGGGGAAGAACCCCUGUAUCGUGUGUGCUGAUGCUGACCUGGACUUGGCAGUGGAGUGCGCCCAUCAGGGGGUGUUCUUCAACCAAGGUCAGUGCUGCACGGCUGCCUCCAGGGUAUUCGUGGAGGAGCAGAUCUACGCCGAGUUUGUCAGGCGGAGCGUGGAGUACGCCAAGAAGCGUCCCGUCGGAGACCCCUUCGACGUCAGAACGGAACAGGGGCCGCAGGUAACCUACUGAUGUGUCAG